GCUCUGUAGAGGUUUUACCUGAGAGCUCUGUAGAGGUUUUACCUCAGAGCUCUGAAGAAACUUCAUCUGAGAGCUCUAUAGACAUUUUACCUGAGAGUUCAGGGAGUGACCUCACCCUCUCUAGCUCUGCUGAAAAAAGUCUGCCAUCAGAGGUUCAGGAAGAGGAAGAACCAGUGCUUUUCCCUGAUGAGAUAAGCACGGACUGUGAUCACUGCCCCAGCUUUACAGAUAAUGCCUUGCUCAUCUCUGAAGAUGUGUGCUUGAGCUUGUCUGAGGAGGUUCCAGAAGGAGGCAUCUCCUUUGAGACUGGAUCUUUGAAGGAGGUGGUUUCAGAAAAAGGGGAGGGCAGCUUCCCUGUCCCCUUGCUCCAUCUUCAGCCCCCUCAACCUCAGGUUUGUGAGCAGCCAUCAGAUGGAAAUGUCUUGGAUCAGAGCAGUCCAGAUGUUGGCCAGGGCUCAGGUGAUAAUGCCUUAAUGGAGGACAGCUUGAAUGUGGGUCUACCUGCUGAAGAAAAGGGGGGGCAACAGAUCUUGGGUCAGUGUUUGACUGCUGAUGCCAUGCGAGAAACUCUGGACCUAAAAACAUCAGAGGACAUGCUGCAUGAAACUGCUCCUGGCCUGGAACUGGAUGGAAAGAAUGGGGCAUUGCACAUUAAUCUGGAAUUUUCUAAAGACAUGCUUUGUCAUGAACAGCACUGCUCCAAUGGGCAGUCCCGGGAUCCUGGCUCUUUACGGACUAGUGAACAGACACUGGGAGGGCUAUCGUUGUCCGAGAUGGGGAUGUCUACGCCCCUGCCGAUGGGGGGCAGAGAGUCCCAGAGGGAGGAGGACUUGUCCCCUUUGAAGGCUGUGUUUGACGCCCUGGACCAGGACCGUGACGGCUUUGUGCAAAUUGAGGAGUUUCUGCAGUUUGCCAAAGCCUAUGGAGCUGAACAGGUGAAAGACCUGACGAGGUUCCUGGACCCCAGCGGUUUGGGAGUGAUCAGUUUUGGGGAUUUCUACAGAGGGAUCACAGCCAUCAGCAAUGGAGGCUCAGACCCACAGCUCUGCGACGUGCCCUUUCACCCCCGGGAGGAGGCCGCGGGCUCCGCAGAGGAGUACGAUGACUACGCCGUCUUCGAGCAGAACGAGGUGACGGACAGCGCGUACCUCGGCUCGGAGAGCACCUACAGCGAGUGCGAGACCUUCACGGACGAGGACACGGGCACGCUGCCGCACCCCGAGCUGCACGAGGACGUGGAGACGGACAGCGCCAUCGACGCCGCUCUGCACGACCCCGAGGAGGGCGGGAGAAGGCUCUCCUUGGGCUCGGAGCUAAACAGUCACUCCCUGGUGACGGUGGUGGGCGGCGAGGAGGAGCACUUUGAGGACUUCGGGGAGGGCCAUGACUCGGAGCUGGCCCUGGACAGCCCAGCGGGGGCGACGGAGGAGGAGGGCAGCUCGGCUGGCCAGGUGCAGCGCCCCAGCAUGCUGCUGUCUCCCAGCGCCGAUCCUUUCCCUGCCAGCUUUCAGAGCUUUCUCAGGGAGGAGGUGCUUGACUUUUUCUGUAGCCAGUGUCACAAACAAAUUAGUCGCCUCGAGGACCUCUCCACACGCCUGAAUUUCCUUGAAAUGAAUAGCACCAGCAAGAGACUCUCAAGCAAAAAGGUGGCAAGACACCUCCUCCAGAGCGGUACCUUGACCCUGGACCCCAUGGACGACCUGUCCCGUGACAUCCUGGAGCUGGGUGACACAGACCUCACGGACAAGGUGAUGUUCCUGGAGAAGCGCGUGUCGGAGCUGGAAAAGGACUCGGCCGCCAGUGCGGAGCAGCACAUACGCCUGCGUCAGGAGAACCUGCAGCUGGUGCACAGGGCCAACGCUCUGGAGGAGCAGCUGAAGGAGCAGGAGGCGGGGGCGGAGGAGGCGCUGCAGUUUGAGGCGCGCAGGCAAAAGGAGGCGCUCUGCAAGCUGGAGCGUGAGCGCGGCAUGGAGCUGGAGAACCUGCAGAGCAGACUCCAGCAGCUGGAUGAGGAGAACGCUGAGCUGCGGUCCUGUGUGCCCUGUCUGCGCGCCAACAUCGAGAGGCUGGAGGAGGAGAAAAGAAAGCUGCAGGACGAGACGGAGGACAUGACGCUGAGGCUGACUGAGGAGUUGGAGGUGCGGAGGAAGGUGUCGGACAAGCUGUCGCACGAGCGGCACAAAAACCAGAAGGAGAAGGAGUGCACGCAGGAGCUCAUCGAGGACCUGCGCAAGCAGCUGGAGCACCUGCAGCUGUACAAGCUGGAGGCGGAGGCCAAGAGCGGGCGCUCGGCCAGCGCGGGGCUGCAGGAGUACCAGACGCGCGCACGCGAGGCCGAGCUGGAGCAGGAGAUCCGCCGGCUCAAGCAGGAUAACCGUGGCCUGAAGGAGCAGAACGACGAGCUGAAUGGGCAAAUCAUCAAUCUCAGCAUCCAGGGAGCCAAGAACCUGUUCGCUGCCUCCUUCUCUGAGUCACUGGCCGCAGAGAUCAACUCCGUGUCCCGGGACGAGCUAAUGGAAGCUAUUCACAAGCAAGAGGAGAUCAACUACAGAUUGCAGGACUACAUUGACCGCAUCAUCGUUGCCAUCAUGGAAUCCAACCCAUCCAUCCUGGAAGUGAAGUAAUGGCCAUCCUUAAGCCCACCCCCAUCCCACCCCCGACUAAACCCUUCAAUCCACGCACCACCUCCCUGCACUGCCCCUGGCACAGCGGGCACAGUGUCCUUGGCACAGAGGGGCAGUUAGCGCCUGUGCCGCAGUGCACAGUACACACCCGAUGGUAAAAAAGGAAGGAAACUCUCACUCUGAGACAAAAGCACUCUGAAGAUUAAAAUGAUUCCUGCUGUGCCCCCUGGUGGUGGGCUUUGUCGUUGCACGCAGGAGUUUGUUACUGUUAUGUUUGUGUGUGAGUGCGUGGGUGCACUGUUUGGCCCCUGUGACGCCCCUGUGUUGGGGACGGAGGGGCCGCCUCACUGUGUGUUCUGGAUUGGGAUUCUGUGUGGUGUGCUGUCCGCCCCCACGGGUGGGAGGCAGCAGCCGCGUUGUGGAUGUUUUGCCAGUGUAAAAAAACCCAGGGGCUGAAUUGUUCACUGUAGACUUAUGCUUUGUCUUUAGUCCUUUCGAUACGGAGCUGCUGGAAAUAUUUCUAAUAUGUGACGCACAGUGGGAGGGUUCCUCCCUAUGGUUAAUGCAGUUUGCUGCUCCCUCCAAACUCUUAAUGCAUUAACUGGUUACGACGAAGGGAGCUGUACACACCUGGCCCUCCACUGAGACAGAGGGAGAAGCUCCGUGCAGCUGUCUUACAAGGAUGCACAACCAGAGGACCAAAAACAUAAUUCGGAUUUACACACAUACCAUCAUAUUCGGUGUCUCAAAGCAAUCAUAUUAUACUGCACUCUUGACAUCGCAUCCUUUAUCAACUGAAAUAAAAAUCUGCAGUACUCCUCCUGCCACCUUUUACCAGUCUCUCUCUCUUGGUCCUGAGGGCAGACUCAGUCUGAGAAUGAGAAGGGGUUCCUGUAGCACAUAUUAGACCAAACCCUAUUUCAGUGUGUGUGAAGCACUGCCUACACUGGGGCGGCUGUGGACGUGAGGCUUGCCCUUUUAGGGAGAGUUCCUGUUACAAAGGGGCCAAAAUUCUUCUUUAAGCCACAAGCUUUGAUGGCUUGUUAGCCAUACUAGUUUUCUUCUCCCUGUGAGUCACCCCAUUUUAAUUGUGUGUGUGAGGCAGCCCUUUUAAAUGAGGCCCGUUGGCCUGAGGGAGGGAGGUUUUCGGGUUCAGGUACAAAGUGUAAACACCACCCCAAAGGCCAGUGUUUGUGAGAAUAUCCUUAGGGACUUGACCUUUUUUGGGCAUGUGUGUUUGUGUAUUAAACGCCAUGCCCGUAAUGCAUAGAAAAGUCCAGAGUGAGGGGGCUGUGUGUGAAGGAUCCUUGUGUUCUCAUUACGCACAUGUUGGAGGGGCUGUGUCAUAACCUGGGGGCUCAUGGGAUAUUAGUGGGAACUGAGGGCUGAGCUGGGAGUGUAACCUUAAUGGCAGAACUGCUUCAAGAAAGCACACACUUGGGGGAAGGCUUAAUUUCACCUGUCUUUGGUCCUGUUUUUUUUAACCCUAUUAUCACUGGUCACUUAUCAGCCAUACACACAAUCUUGUCACUACCUUAGUGAAACUUCUGGCACAGGGUUGUCACUGCUUUCUCUUUGUUGCGGCCUGUCUGGUUGAGCAGAGGGUUGUGGGAAGUGCGGUCCUUUGAGAUGGAGCCCAUCAGAUUUAACUGUGUGUGAUCUCCAGCAAGAGAAGGGGAGCCUGGCUUAUGUGAGCUGUAUGGGAAACGCUUCAGUCAGCCCUUUAUUUUGCUGAUCGAAUCAAAUCAAACGGAUCAAAAUGAGUUCUUCCCUCGUAUUUUAGGCAAUAAGCCAACUUCAUGGGGUCCCGGACUAGCUCCCUUUUCCCCCCACCCAUAUUUUCCAACAGGGCAACUCGACCACUUAUGAUUGAUCUGUGCACUGCAUUGGUUAAAAUAGUAUUGUCAAUGGCCCACUCAGAAAACAAAACAACUUGCCCUUUGAUUCUCACAUUCAACAAACCAUGCCUUAAAAGUACAGGAACGAAGACCAACUUUAUUAACAUAUGGAUGUUCAUAAGCAAUAAACAGAGAGAACAUUACAGGACUACUAACGGGACUGGAGGAGGGGAUGGCUAAGAGCAACCAGUGGGACAGACACAGGAACUCUGACUCUGUGAGGAACAGUCAACAAAGUGCUGCGUGAGCCGCUCAUGAGAAGGACCUUCGUGGAGCAUCAACACAUCUUCAAGGCGACUGGCAGAUUUGUUCAAACGGGACAUUUAAAGACUAGCCAGUGCCACUUGAAAACAGCCUCGAUGGACUCUCUCGCCUGUUCAACGACGGCCGCGAUUGACGCGUUGGCAUCAGACAGGCGUAUUUACCGCCAAUGUUAGUGAGGGAUGGCAUUUGGAAGUGCUGUCGGGCAUGCUGGCAUAGCUCUGGGAUUGGAGUUACAAAGCCAGAUGCGCCAUGUGUCCGACUCGCUCAACACCAUCAGAGGGGACGGGCCUUGGAUGAGAUUGGCUCACUCAAGCAGCUAAGCACUCCCUGCUUAAUUCUUUCUUCAUUCAGUGCUAAAAUGAAAUGGCCUUAGAUGUAAACUACUGUACAUGGAAAUGGUUGUUUUUUUUCUAAUCUUUAGAUGUAGUUAUUUUUUUAAUGAGAGGAAGAAGAAUGAGUAUUUAGUUUGGCCCUCUGUCGGGAAUUAGCUGUACCCAGGAGGAAUUUGAGUUCCGGUGCCCCUCCCUGGUGUUAGUUUCACACACGUGUAUAUAAAUAUGACACACAGGUACACUUACUUCACUUCUGUUCACUGAAUCCAUUCCUUUGCCUCCCUCUUAACACAGUGGCUUGUGGGAUGCUUUAAUCUGUUGAUAUAUUUUAUUUACUUGCGAAGGGAACUUAACUUCUGAGUGGCUUGAUUCAGUGCUGUAAGUCCAGCUAGACGAAUUUGGAAAUGCUGUCCAAGGAGCAAACUUUUUGUGGGCAGGUUUUUCCACCAAAACGUCUAACCCCCCCCACCCCCACCCCCUGGGAAGCUGGCAUGGUAGCACUGUGCACUGAGACCACAGUCGUCAUUUAGUCAUAUAAGCACUAUUUAUUUAUUUGUUUGUUUUAUCUUUAUGGGUAGCUGCUCACUGUAUAAUGUCUGUAAAAAAAAAAAAAAAAAUGAGAUCCAGAGACCUUGAAAGGCUGUGGUUGUAGGGUCCGCACCUGCCUGCAUCUUCAGCCUCAUGGGAUGUGGCUUCCCAUGAGAGAGACCAGAACCCACUGAGCCAAUCAGAGGCCAGAAGAGACGGGUCAGAGAGAAGCACUCUGCUCAGCACACCUGUCCGUUCACCUAGAACCUUAGCUUCAACGUGGUGGCUGUUAAUUGCUGCAUUCUUAAUGCCUGGUGGAGGACUGAGGGGAAAUUCAGCACACUUUGACGCAACUGUUCAGACACCUGGUGCAAUUAAAAGGGAGAGGAGAAUCUGUAGUUUGUCCAAAUCUUUCUCCACCACAGGAUUGAACUUUACCUAACUAACAAUUUUAUAAUGCACUUUAACACCACUCGUAAUUCACUUCAUUUAACUGCUUUCAAAAUUGCCAAAGAACGAUUUUUGACCUGAAUAUGACCAUUUCAUGGAGCAACUGCAGUGAGUAUACCUUUCUUUAGUGUGGUCUGCAUGGUCAUGACCACACUUAUUUAGGACACACUUAAACAGGCGUAUUUUUUAGUUGAUAUGUGCUGUAACUGUACACUUAAAAUGAGAUUCAGCUGAGUAAUUAGAUUAAGUAGAUGAAUUAAAUAAAUGUAUAGUCAUCGAUCAGUCAGACUGGAAUCACUGGCGAGGCUUUAUUUCCUUUAUCUCCUGACCCGUCCGCGCUGAAAUGUUGGUCAGCUGGGCCGACGCUAUGUUGAGCCAGCCCUCUCUCUCAGAAUCGGCCCUCCUGCUGGUCUGAACAGCGUUUGAAUGACCGUGACUUUUUUUCGUCUGUCUGUGAAAGAAAUACAAUAAAGUUGAAAUGUACACUGUAUAUAAAUGGUUCCUUUUUUGUAAAAAUGAAGACUUGUUCACAAUUUAGCUUCCAAGUGCCCAAAGAGCGUUGUCUUGAAGGCACGGGCGUCGCUCAUGGGUGCUGAACUCACUGCUCACCAGUUUAAAGACCCAAGAGAAAUCAUUCAUUCACAUGGUAACUGAGGAUUAUAUUGUAAACUACAGUUUAUUCUAAUUGUGGAAGAUAUUGUAUUAAUUAAAAGAUCAGUAUUGUUUACUGCUGUAUGUUACCAUUUUCU
This is a messenger RNA of Megalops cyprinoides (Indo-Pacific tarpon), 6845 nucleotides long. RefSeq names its product rab11 family-interacting protein 3-like. The record is from RefSeq and is a predicted model, not a curated record. Gene Ontology annotation, biological process: regulation of cytokinesis; endocytic recycling. Gene Ontology annotation, molecular function: calcium ion binding. The transcript is spliced from 15 exons. Bases 474 to 2624 code for a protein of 716 amino acids. NCBI's taxonomy places the organism in Eukaryota, Metazoa, Chordata, Actinopteri, Elopiformes, Megalopidae. Gene Ontology annotation, cellular component: midbody; endocytic vesicle; cleavage furrow.